AUCCAACCCUAAUUGGCAUUCCCACUAUAAAUCUCAGGUCAUCGCUUACAUUUAUCCAAAGACAACCCAGAGACGCAAAGAGAGAGAAACACAGAGAAGACUAAUUUGAUCGAGCCCAAAGAUACAGGAACUAAACAAAGAUGGGAAGAGCACCUUGCUGUGACAAAGCAAACGUGAAGAAGGGGCCAUGGGCUCCCGAAGAAGAUGCUAAGCUCAAAGAUUAUAUUGAAAAAUAUGGUACUGGUGGCAACUGGAUCGCUCUUCCACAAAAGAUCGUUGCUUCCAAUUUCCAUCAAUGGCAUCUCAAGCCGACUCAUCUCUGCAAGCCAUCUGUUAUCACCGUGGCUCACUUUAACUACUUGAUCAGUUGUCCAACAGCUGUGAAUCUUUCAGAUGCUGCAACUAAACUUACAGAGAUUGUAACGAACUCUGCUGCAACUGCUACAGAUGUUAAUCAAGCGUUCCUUGCAAUUCCUCUCUCUCCUUGUAAUUCAUAUCAUGUAUUCAUGUUUGAUUUAGUUGCUUUUUGUUCUUUGCUUUUUCAGGCUUACAUUGAAGUUGCUGAAGUAAUGUUGGAAGAUGAUGUUGCUUCCAAUAAAGCAAUCGGGUCAUAUGGAUCUUCUUUCAUUCAAAUUCAACAAAAGGAAUCUAAGAAAUUUCCUGUUUUGACACAUUGUAAUACUGCCAGUCUUGCAACAGCUGAAUUUGGAACUGCUCUUGGAGUAAUCCGUGCACUACAUGAUGAUAGAGUACUAGGAAGAGCUUAUUGUACAGAAACCCGUCCAUUUAACCAAGGAUCAAGAUUGACAGCUUAUAAAUUAGUUCAUGACAAAAUACCCGCGACUCUUAUAGGAGAUUAUGCAGCUGCUGCUUUAAUGAAAACUAGAUCUAUCCAUGCUAUCAUUGUUGGAGCUGAUCGUGUUACUGCUAAUGGUGUUAAAGAGAAGUUAAAGAAACAGAUUAAAGAAGUGGAACUUGCACAAUCGAAAGAAGUGUCAUUACACUGGUAUGGCAUGGCAGAGAGUGUUCAAGUUAUUGGUGGAAUCUAUGUGUCCUUCAGCCACUUGGGUGAGAUAAGGACAUUUGGCAUGUUACAUUCAAGAUUUAAAUGGGUUACUUCAGCUCUCUGCGAACACCUUGUGCCAAUGCAAAAAAGAGGAGCCUAAAAGAUAUCAUGGAGAUUAUCGCACAAGAUGUUAUGAAUGAUGGUCACAAGUGGUGAGGCUUUGUUUGCUUUUGACUAUCAAGAAUCUGCAAUUAAUGUGCCUAGAAAUUUGAAGUAUCACCUUAUAUAUGAGAAUAUCAAAUCCCCCAACUGUCGGUAACAUGGUCUCAUAUAGGUUAGUAAUUUUCCAACUAUUCACUUAUUUCAUUCAUCAUUGUCCUUAAGAUUAGAUUUUGUUGGUUGUGUAAACAGGACAGUGUUUUGACUCCAUAUGUUCUCUAUUCAUAAGAAGGAAAAUAAAGAUGAAAUUUCAAUUAUAUUUUACCUCUAGAAGUUAGAAAAUAUAUCCAGGUGUCUAUUGAUAUUA
Messenger RNA from Lactuca sativa (garden lettuce), 1532 nucleotides. It is a transcript of the gene MYB36, whose product is annotated as myb domain protein 36. The record is from RefSeq and is a predicted model, not a curated record. Gene Ontology annotation, molecular function: S-methyl-5-thioribose-1-phosphate isomerase activity. NCBI's taxonomy places the organism in Eukaryota, Viridiplantae, Streptophyta, Magnoliopsida, Asterales, Asteraceae.